This is a messenger RNA of Aspergillus fijiensis CBS 313.89, 789 nucleotides long. RefSeq names its product oxidoreductase tpcG (gene tpcG). Lineage: Eukaryota; Fungi; Ascomycota; Eurotiomycetes; Eurotiales; Aspergillaceae. The transcript has a single exon. The coding region runs from base 1 to 789 and encodes 262 amino acids. The record is from RefSeq and is a predicted model, not a curated record.
AUGUCCACCUACGCGAUCCUUGGCGCCACCGGCAACUGUGGCACAGCUCUCAUCGACAACCUGCUGCGCACCGAAAAUGCGCGAAUCCACGCCUAUUGCCGCAACCAGGCCAAGCUGACCCAAAAGGUCCCAGCGGCCGCCGACAGCAAGCGCGUCACGGUCUAUGAAGGGAAUAUCUACGAUGUUGACCUGCUGGCUGAAUGCAUACGCGACACGCGCGCCAUCUUCCACGUGGUGACGACCAACGACAAUGUGCCCGGCUGCCACGUCGGCCUGGACACGGCGAAGAGCAUCAUCGCCGCCAUCGAGAAGCUGAAGGUCCACGGCCAGCUGCGCGCACCCCUCCCCAAAAUCGUCCUGCUCUCCUCCGGCACCAUCGACGACCAUCUCAGCCGCCACAUGCCGUGGUGGUUCCGCCCCAUCCUUCGCACCGCCGCCUCGCACGUCUACGAGGACCUGCGCCGGACUGAGGCCUACCUCCGGGCGCAGGAGGACCUGGUGUCCACGAUUUUCAUCAAGCCCGGGGGGCUCGCAGUGGAUGCGCAACGCGGCCACGAGCUGAAUCUCGACCACGACGAAUCGUUCGUCUCGUACCUCGACCUGGCCGCGGGGAUGAUCGAGGCCGCGGAUGACGAGGGUGGGAGAUACGAGAUGAAGAAUGUCAGCGUGGUGAACAGGAAUGGGUCGGCCAAGUUUCCCUCCGGCACCCCGAUGUGUAUUGCCACCGGUCUCGCGAGACAUUUCUUUCCGUUUCUGCACGCCUAUCUGCCAUCUACCGGGCCUAGCUAG